UAAACUGUCAACGCGUAAGUGCAACUUCUGAGGUUAUGUUUGAAUAUUAUUUAUAAACAAUUUUCGAGAAUUUUACGGUCACCAAAAUGUCCAAUCUAGAUGGAAACUGUACUGAAAAUGUACACCCCCUGACGAAGUGUCACCCUUUGCGUCUGCACCCCUUCAACUGUGAAAACAGCAACAUAGACGCUUUUUCUUGCAAGAACUGUGACUUUCGAACAGAACUCACCCUUUUGUUCAAACGACACAUCGAAAUCUGUCAAAGCACCAAAACGGACGAUCUUUCAAAUGAGGACUACUCAAUCCAGAGCUAUGUUUGUGAAAAGUGCAGUUUUGAAACACACUUUAUAUUUAAGUGGCUUCAGCACACUGCACAAUGUUGUAAAUCUGACACGAAAGCUCCCAGGUGGUAUAAAUGUGACCACUGCAAAUACAAAUCAAAAUAUAAACACGCGUUAGAAAGACACAGAAUCUCGAAACACAUGAACGACGGAGACAUAGUGUGGUAUCACUGUCCCAAAUGUCCGUACAAAGCUAAACAUAAAUCUAAUUUAAAAACUCACCGACUUAAACACCAUUUAAACAGGAAGAGUCUUAAAUGGCAUGAAUGCAGUCUAUGUGAAUAUAAAACUGAAUUCAAAGAUGUCUAUAACCGUCAUCUACGCAUUCGCCAUUUUGACGAACAAGAUUGUAGAUUUAAAUGCACACAAUGUUCGUACACCUCGAAACAAAAAAUAUCGUUGAACAGACACGUAAAUUUACACCACUCGGGUGGUAAGGACGUGAAAUGGUACAAGUGUGAUAAGUGUUCGUACAAAGCAGUACAAAAAGAUAAAUUAAAACGUCACAUAACCGCCCACCAUUUAAAUGAACAAGACAUUAAAUGGUACAAAUGCCAAAAGUGUUCAUACAAAGCUAAACAACUGUGUAAUUUGAAAGCACACAUAAACGCGCGUCAUUUGGACGAAGAUGACAUUAAAUGGCACGAAUGCCAGAAGUGCCCAUAUAAAAGCAAAUGCAAAUCGAAUUUAUAUGUGCACAUAAAUGCGCACCAUUUGGAUGAACAAGACAUUAAAUGGUACGAAUGCACAAAGUGCCCAUACAAAGGUAAACAAAAAUCUUUGUUACACCAACACAUUAAAACUCACCAUUUGAACGAAAAUGAUGUUAAAUGGCACAAAUGCAAAAAGUGCCCGUAUAAAAGCAAAAGUAAUUCUGGAUUGAAAAUUCACAUAAAUGCGAUUCAUUUGGACGAAAAUGAUGUGAAAUGGUACGAAUGCAGAAGAUGUCCGUUUAAAGCUAAACAGAUGUGUAAUUUGAAGUCCCAUAUAAAUUUCCGUCAUUUGGAUGAGGAGAAUAUUAAAUGGUAUGAAUGCAAAAAGUGUCCUUACAAAUGUAAGAAGAAAUCAAACUUGAAUGUGCACAUAAAUACGCACCAUGUAGAUGCACGAGAUGUUAAGUGGUACGAAUGUGAAAUGUGUCCUUAUAAAGGUAAACAGAAGGUUCAGUUACAAAAGCAUAUAAACACAAAUCACUUGAAUGAAAGUGAUGUUAAAUGGUAUGAAGUGCCCAUGCAGAAGUAAAUUUUUUUGGCUGAGAAGUCACGUUAGUGCGUAUCAUUUGGAGGAAGCGAUAUGACUAAUAUUAAUGUUAAUUUAUAAGUUUAUUAGUGAAUAAGUACGUAUAUGCAACCAACUGUACACGCAAUUGAAUCACAA
Messenger RNA from Zophobas morio, 1718 nucleotides. Its product is annotated as zinc finger protein 142-like. The transcript is spliced from 2 exons. NCBI's taxonomy places the organism in Eukaryota, Metazoa, Arthropoda, Insecta, Coleoptera, Tenebrionidae. The coding region runs from base 87 to 1583 and encodes 498 amino acids. Gene Ontology annotation, biological process: regulation of transcription by RNA polymerase II. The record is from RefSeq and is a predicted model, not a curated record. Gene Ontology annotation, molecular function: DNA-binding transcription factor activity, RNA polymerase II-specific; RNA polymerase II transcription regulatory region sequence-specific DNA binding.